AUGCUUGAGCAUCAUCACCGAUCCCCCAUGUUCUACGUCUUCCCAUGGAUCUUAUUCUCUUGCCUUAUCCCUCCUUCGUUAAGCUACGCUUGCAACCAACUUGAUCAGAACUCUCUCUUGUCCAUCUCCCACAGCUUCACUCCUCCUCUAAAUUGGCCAUCUAAUGUCAAUUGCUGCCUCUGGGAAGGGAUUGCAUGCGAUCAUAACGGUUGGGUCACCCAUGUUUGGCUCCCCUCUGGAGGCCUUAGCGGUAGCAUCCCUCCAUCUUUAGGAAACCUUACACAACUCUCUCAUCUCAAUCUUUCCCACAAUACCAUUACUGGACCACUUCCAUAUGAUUUAUUUUCAUCAUUAAAUCACCUUAAGAUCCUUGAUCUUAGCUUCAACAGGCUGAAUGGAGAAUUACCGUCGCUUCUUACAUCAAAUGGCUCACCCAUCUCCCUCCAAAUGUUGGAUUUGUCCAGCAAUUACUUUCAAGGGUCAUUAUUCCAAUCUCCAUUUCUUCAGAGAGCGUGGAAUUUGUCGAGUCUUAAUGUUAGCAACAAUAGCUUCGUUGGCCGUAUCCCUUCCUCUAUUUGUAACAAUUCCAGCCUUGUUAGGCUCUUGGAUUUCUCUUACAAUCAUUUCAGUGGCCAAAUCCCUCAUGAACUAGGGAAAUGCUCCAAGCUUGAGGUUUUUCGUGCAGGUUUCAACUCGUUAUUUGGACUGCUUCCAGCUGAUAUUUAUCACAUGUCAGCAUUGCGAGAAAUUAGUUUACCUUCCAAUCAUCUCUCGGGACCAAUUGGCAGCAACAUCGUUCAGCUCGUUAACCUCACCCUCAUUGAGCUCAACAACAAUGAACUGAAUGGCAUGCUCCCUCAAAAUAUCGGGAAGCUUUCUAACUUGGAACACCUACUCCUCCAAAUGAACAAUUUAAGUGGUACAAUUCCUGCUUCCUUGUUGAAUUGCACCAAUUUGAAAAGAUUGAGUUUGCUGUCCAACAAGUUAGGAGGUGAUAUCUCCACUUUUAAUUUCUCCAAGCUUUCCAAACUUGUCAUUGUUGACCUUGGCUUUAAUCACUUCAUAGGUCAAUUGCCAGUAAGCCUUUAUGCAUGUAAGUCCCUGAAAGCAAUUAGACUUGCCAAUAACAUGCUAGAAGGACAUAUCACACCUGAAAUUCUUGCUUUGCAAUCUCUUUCACUCCUUUCACUUUCUGGAAUUAAGUUAACCAACAUCUCAGGGGCAAUCAAAAUUCUAAUGGGUCUGCACAACCUUAGGGUCCUCUCGCUUGCCAAAUGCUUUGUAAAUGAGAUAAUGCCAGAUGAUAACAGCUUGGUUGAUUCAAUUGGAUUUCAAAAUCUUCGAUAUUUGAGUAUAGGCUUAUGCCAACUCGUUGGACCAGUGCCAACAUGGUUGUCAAAGCUUAGAAAACUAGAGAUUCUCAUACUAAAGAGGAACCAAAUUAGAGGUCCAAUUCCUAGUUUCUUAGGGACUUUGCCAAGACUCUUCCACAUUGACUUGUCAAGAAAUUUCAUUUCUGGAGAAUUUCCACUGGAACUUACUAGACUGCCAGCAUUAACACCUAAGCAGGCUUCUGAACAAGUUGAUCAAAUUUAUCUCGAUGUGCCUCUGAUUUUUGGCAUCAAAUCAAUUUCACAAAGUGGUAUUAGACAAUACAAUAAAAUCUCAAACAUGGGAAAAGUAAUUGAUGUGAGUAACAACAGCUUGAGUGGUAAUAUUCCUAUUGAGAUUGGUCAAUUGAAGUCUCUUCAAUACUUGAAUCUCUCUCAAAACAACUUCUCUGGCAACAUUCCACAUCAACUAUCCAACCUUUGUAACUUAGAACAACUAGACCUCUCCAAAAACAAUCUUUCUGGUGAGAUUCCACAAUCGUUAAAAGGUCUCAAUUUUUUGUCCAUGUUUAAUGUCUCAUACAACAAUCUUCAAGGAGCAAUACCAUUAGGCACUCAACUUCAAAGCUUUGAUGCUUCUGCAUAUGAGGGGAAUCCUAAACUUUGUGGCCCCCCACUUCCAUACCAAUGCCAAGUUGUUGGCAUCAAUAAUGAAGAUGGGAGCAUUCAAGAUGAGGAAGACGGGCAUGAAACUCCUUGGUUCUAUGUGAGUAUGGCACUUGGAUUCAUCACAGGGUUUUGGGCAAUUUGUGGUAGUUUAUUAUUCAAACCUUCUUGGAGUCUAACUUUGCUUCUAAGUGGUGAAAAAGCUCUCAAGAAGGAGUUUUUUGGCAGCGUCAGAUCUAACACAUUAAUCAUUGGUUGGUUGUUAAGCGAAUUCUUCGCUACCUCAAAAGCACCAUUGAUCAUGGUCUCUUCUUCAAUUGAAAUUCCUCCUCUUGCUUAUCUGUUUUCUUCGAUGCUGAUUAGAUGGGUUGUGCUGGUGAUCAUAAGCCUAUUAGGGCAUAUUGUGUGGGUUCUAACCUUAUUUUCUGGUCUUUCUAAGAAGCAGCCUAUAGUUGCACGUUCGUCCACUGAGGCUGAAUACAAAUCGGUUGCUAAUGCCACUGCUAAAUCCUUGUGGGUUAUGUCUCUACUACGUGAACUUAGCAUUUCUUUGUCCUCUCCUCCGACUUUGUGGUGUGAUAAUGUGGGUGCCACUUACGUUUCUGCUAAUCCUAUGUUUCAUGCUCGGAUGAAACAUGUGGAGAUUGAAUAUAACUUUGUGCGUGAAAAAGUGCAACAGAAACUCUUGGAUGUUCGGUUCAUCCCAAGUCGCGAUAAGAUUGUUGAUGCUCUUACUAAGCCUCUGCCCUCUACAAGUUUUAAAUUUCUUCGGGACAAGUUGAACGUUACUUCUGCACCGUUCAGCUUGCGAGAGAGUAAUAAAAGAUGUUUAAAUUCAAAGUCAGUCACAGCAAGUCCACAUUCAACAAACCUGCAUCAAUCGAAUCUCACGCCUCAAACAAACUCUUGA
Messenger RNA from Malania oleifera, 2907 nucleotides. Its product is annotated as receptor-like protein 2. NCBI's taxonomy places the organism in Eukaryota, Viridiplantae, Streptophyta, Magnoliopsida, Santalales, Ximeniaceae. The record is from RefSeq and is a predicted model, not a curated record. The transcript has 2 exons. The coding region runs from base 1 to 2907 and encodes 968 amino acids. Gene Ontology annotation, molecular function: protein binding.